This is a messenger RNA of Prunus armeniaca (apricot), 1686 nucleotides long. Lineage: Eukaryota; Viridiplantae; Streptophyta; Magnoliopsida; Rosales; Rosaceae. The record is from the annotation of a GenBank genome assembly.
AUGUCCAAGGAGCUUCGAACCGGCGGAAAUCUUCGAAAAUGGCGGUUCACAUGGGAAGCCCAAUCUCACAUCCCAACCCUCCGCUUGUUCCUCUUCGAUUCAUACACAAAACCCUCGAUUCAAUGCGAGAAGCUCAGCGUCCUCAUAUGCCCCUCAGAGUCUCUGGUCCUGGUGAGCUGGACCGAGGACGCCCAAGUCUCGCUUAGGGUUCCAAUGCCUAGGGUUUUGGUGGAUGCUGACUCUCCUGUGAGCUUCAGUGCCUUAGAUGAUCACAUUGAGGUCAAGCUCGUCCUUCUUCUCCCCGUUGAUCACCCUAUUGUUUUGAGCUUCGAUUCUAUACUCAGUUUGAAUGAAGAGAAAGAGAUUGCGUUUGAGGAUGCUUCCAAGCCGCUUCCGUUGGCCUCUGAGGUAAAGAGGCUAUCUUCGUCUGGUGGAGUUCACUUUUACUGCAGAAAUUGCUCAUUUAAGUUGACUGCAAGUCCCCUUAGCCAUUUUGUGGAAAUGCCUUCAGUCAAUUGGCGAGAGGUGGCUGAUAACUGGUUUGGGGCUUGCUGCUGUUCAUUUGGAGGCAUUAGUGAGAAGCUGGUUGCUAGGUAUGCAAAUUCUUACGCAUGUGCAAAGGGCGUGUGCCUGUUGAACUCUACAAAUAUUACACUUUGCAAAGAAGAUCUUGUUGGGUUUGAAUUUCCUGACUGGGGUGAACGUCCAAGAUACGACAGUGAAUCAGAUGGAAGUGGUGAAAAUGGUUUUAGCAAAUCUGAACUUAAUUCAGGAAGUAAUCUUGCAUGUGAUGAGAUACUGAGGUUCGCAGAGGUUAGGGAUACAUAUUUUGCUGAAGAUUUUAAAUGUGAAGUUACUAAGGUUGAAAGUAACAGUGAGGGUGUACCAGAGUACUGUGUAAAAAUGGCUUCAACACCAGGAUGCUGUAAUUAUACGGGAAGUCAUUUUCAAAAUUAUGAUGAGGAAGGCUGCAGACUUCAUUUGUCUGAAAUUUCCUUGGAGGACCCAAAACCUGCUAAAAGCAUAGAGAUUCUGAAAAACCACAAAUCUUUCCUAAAUGGGUUUCUUGAAAAUAUUUUCAUGGUUAGGUCCUCCAAUAUGUCGGUAGAUGUUGAGUGGAUUGAAUUUUUCUGCCCUCAAUGUUCGUCUCUUCUUGGAGCUUACCCAUGUGAUGAUGGUAAUGCACUUGUAGACGGUGGGGUUCGAUUGUUUAAAUGUAAUGUUUCCACCGGUCUACCAGUUGGUGGGCCAACAGACUUAUUCAGGAAGUAUACCUUGGAAAAAAUGUUUGCGAAUCAGCUACUUGAAUGUGCAAAAGAUGAACUAUCUUUUAGGACCGUGGUUAGGGACCUAAAAACCAAAUCUCCCAUACUGCAAAUUGUUCUCAUUAAUACAAAUUUUUGGUCUUGCACUGGUGAUUGUUUGGCCAAAGAGGGCAAGGAAGAACCAGUACCAAAGAUAGAUCUGCAUCCUGUCAUCAAGGUGCUAUUCUCACAGUGCAGCAGCAGUAUGGACUCUCAAAUAAGGAUGUUAGAAGAUUCAGUAACAAAGGAUGCAGCUGAUGAAGUGUUUAUGCUGACGCAUCAAAUAGAAGAAUUAAUCGAGUCUCUGUCAGCGAGAAAGGAUACACUUCCACCUUCCUGUUCUUCUUUACAGGGAUUAUCUUUGUCAUCCAUGCUGAGGUAG